Molecule: messenger RNA, 603 nt
Organism: Cadophora gregata
Lineage: Eukaryota; Fungi; Ascomycota; Leotiomycetes; Helotiales; Ploettnerulaceae
Exons: 1
Coding region: 1-603 (200 amino acids)
Source: RefSeq, a predicted model, not a curated record
AUGCGCACCUCUUUCCUUGCCGGCGGCCUCGCAUUUGCGACUGGCAUCUCUGCACAAUACUACGUCAAUCAGUCCGAACCAUUCCAACUCGUCCUCCAAUCCGCGACGAACAGCACCCUGAACGGAGCUGCCCUGUAUGCAUGCCACGAAGGAGCUGCAAUUGAAGGACUGUGCGUCGGAGCAAGCGGACCACCAACUCUUUCAAAUACCUACAAUUUCAACUACACCGAUCAACAGACUCCCGACGAGGAGCUAGGCUACACUGGUCUUGUCACAUGGGUCUUGCACGGCGGCAACUUCAACGCAUCCUCUUCUCUGGAACUUAAUCCUCAACCCACCACAAAUGUCGCCGUGCCUCUGUUCUUCCCUGGAGAUCAGGGAUUCUCUAGCUUUGGCUUCGACAAGGAGGAUAAGCUAUAUGUUCUUGGAUACUUGGACAAUACUGUUUCGCCGCCAGUCUACAAGACACAGGCAUACUAUCACUGGUAUGCAUGCAUCACGAAUGCGGGAUAUGUUUAUCAGACUUUGGCUUGGGUCGUUGGCACGGGUGCCCCAGAGAAUCCAAGCUGUCAGAAGGUGGAUGUCAAGCGGGUAUUCAUUUGA